Messenger RNA from Bicyclus anynana (squinting bush brown), 2785 nucleotides. RefSeq names its product zinc finger protein 260-like. Gene Ontology annotation, molecular function: zinc ion binding; RNA polymerase II cis-regulatory region sequence-specific DNA binding; DNA-binding transcription factor activity, RNA polymerase II-specific. Gene Ontology annotation, biological process: regulation of transcription by RNA polymerase II. Lineage: Eukaryota; Metazoa; Arthropoda; Insecta; Lepidoptera; Nymphalidae. The record is from RefSeq and is a predicted model, not a curated record. The transcript has 8 exons. Gene Ontology annotation, cellular component: nucleus. The coding region runs from base 265 to 2451 and encodes 728 amino acids.
AAGCAAACUGUAAAUUAUUUUUUAUAUUAUUAAAGCUUACACGGACCUUUACAAAAAACAGAAAGCCGAAAGUUUUACUAAGUAUUACUAAGUCUAGAAAAAGGUAAAGUUAUCACAUAUCACGUGAAAUGUGAAGUGGUGCACACUGAUCAUAAUUCAUACGUGUUCCCUCUAAGAGGUGGAGCAGACCCUGUGAGCCCUAAGACUCAAAGAGCAGUAUCAGUUGAGGACUAUUGUAUUCGUGACGAACAGCUGCACACCAAUAUGCGGUGCUGCGCGCCUUUCUGCGAAAAUACUUCAGACAAUGUGUCGACAUCCGAGAGAACGGGAAUUACCUUUCAUGCAGUACCCAGUGAAGGCAAUCUCCGUACUGCUUGGCUCAGAGCCCUCGGCACACAAGACCAUCACCUGCCCGACCCUGCUGUGGUCUGCUCCCAGCACUUUCUGGAUGAUGACUUUUGUACAACAGAGAGUUGUGUGAGGCAGAUUCACUCUCAUGCUAUUCCUUCAACAGUGCAAAUGUGCAUGAUAUGCCUGGACACUGGCAGCAAGCUGUCUCUAAUGAGUAAACACAAGUUGGAGGAGGCAUAUGAACAGCUAACUGGACUGUCUUUGUGUCGUCGAGGAAACCUGAAGCAAACACUCUGUGUGCUGUGUGCUCAGAGAUUGAUUAACUUCAGUAGAUUUAGAGACUUGAGCUUGAGAGCCCAUUCACUGAUGACAGACUUAGUUGAACAACAUGAAUUAAAUACUAUACAACACAAAGAAUUGAUGAACUGCACAACUGCACAUCUGAAGUGUAAUUUGACACAAACAACAUUAGGAGCUAACCAUUGUGACUUGUACAUAGAUCACACUGAUGAAGAGGAGCAGACAGCAGCAGAGGAAUCUGUAGUGGGAGAUGUUGCAACAGUUGUGGUGAAGAAAGAAGGCAGUUCUGACUCCAUGUCGAGUGCUGAUAACUUGGAACUGCCACUAGAAAAUCACUGUGUAUCCAAGAAGGAAUACACUAUAAGCAUCAAGUUAGAAGAGGAGCCACUGGCUGAGGCUGUGAGUGAAGCUCUACAUAGAGGAGCAGCAACUUCCUGCACUGCAGUUGCAAAACACGAGGUUGUAACAGAGAGUUGCAUAAAGAGUGAAAUAGUCACCUUCGGAUGUACAGUUUGUUUGCAAGAAUUUGUGGAAGAGAAUGAAUAUUAUGAACAUAUGAGCAUGCAUCUCCAGGACGCUGGCGGCGACGCUGCAUGUGAUGCAUCACAAGUGUGCGAGCCUCGUGCAGCUGUGAGCCGCAGCGGUGACUCACUCGUGCUGCAGAACAAAUCAGUAUACAAGGACGCUGCAUGUGAUGCAUCACAAGUGUGCGAGCCUCGUGCAGCUGUGAGCCGCAGCGGUGACUCACUCGUGCUGCAGAACAAGACAGGGAGUCAGAGGCUGAGCGAUGAGCCUCCCCCGGCUGCAGGCUGCGCUCUGGCUGUAGUCGCUCCACUGUCCGCGAGACUUGCGGCAAACGACGAGAGCAAAGUGCAGGCAACUGAAGAAGCAGGUGCGAUCCUGACAAGCCAACAAAUCCUUGAAACUAACAUUGGUGAACUGGACAACCAAUCAUCUCAGAGCGGCACCAAACCGAACACAGAUAUAUAUAGAUUCACAAAUUGUCAACGUGUGAGAACCCACACUGCUGCCAAGCGUUACUCUUGUAAUUUAUGCCAUUAUAUAACUGGACGUAAAGGUAGCUUAUUAAGGCACACGAAAACCCACACUGGUGAAAAGCCGUUUUCCUGUGAGAUAUGCAAUAAUAAAUUUGCAGAAAAAUCUCAUUUAUUAAACCACAAGAUGACCCACACUGGUGUAAAGCCAUUUUCUUGUGACCUUUGUGAUUACAAAUGUACACAAAAAGGUCAUUUAUUACGGCAUAUUAAAACCCACACUGGUGAAAAGCCAUUUUCCUGUGAUACAUGCAAUUACAAAUGUGCACAAAAAGUUGAUUUAUUAAAACACAAGAUGACUCACACUGGUGAAAAGCCAUUUUCCUGUGAGAUAUGCAAUUAUAAAUGUGCACUAAAAUAUACUUUAUUGCACCAUAUGAAAACUCACACUGGUGAAAAGCCUUUUUCCUGUGAUACAUGCAAUUACAAAUGUGUACAAAAAGGCUAUUUAUUAAAACACCAGAUGACUCACACUGGUGAAAAGCCAUUUUCCUGUGAGAUAUGCAAUUAUAAAUGUGCUCAGAAAUGUACUUUAUUACAGCAUAUUAAAACUCACACUGGUGAAAAGCCAUUUUCCUGUGAGAUAUGCAAUAGUAAAUUUGCACAAAAAAAUACUUUAUUAAGACACAAGAUGACCCACACUGGUGAAAAGCCAUUUUCGUGUGAGAUAUGUAAUUACAAAUUUUCGCUAAAAGGUAAUUUAUUAAAACAUAUGAGAACCCAUAAUAGUAGUUGUAAGAAAUAAUAGAGUUAUGUAUAUCCAUGUGUGUUAGCUGUGCAUGUAGGCGUUCACGGCAAAGAGCAAUGCUCAGCACCAUACACCUGCAGUUAAAAGUACUAAUGUUUUGUUUGUGUCCAGAGCCUGAGGUAGCCUGGUAGAUCACUACUAAGCAAUAAGGCUGCAUUAGUUAUUACUUUUUUUACAUGGUUCAAUUCUAUUUGUUAUUUAAAUGUACAAAUAAACAGUAAAUAAAUAAAGUUAGUCACAGUUCAGUCUUAACAAUUGGUACUGUAGCACAGUUUCCUUGCAAUACACAAAUAAGGUGAUAACUAAAGUUUAAUAAAUGUGUUUUAUUAAA